Messenger RNA from Candidula unifasciata, 1395 nucleotides. The record is from the annotation of a GenBank genome assembly. NCBI's taxonomy places the organism in Eukaryota, Metazoa, Mollusca, Gastropoda, Stylommatophora, Geomitridae.
GAACACAUUGGAGCUAUUCAGACAUACAAGUUCCUGCCACUCUACUAUCAGCUAGCAGCUAGGAUGGGUUCAGUAACCAGUGACAGCAGCAACUUCCAGCCAGUUCUGAUGCAGCUGAUGCUAAAGGUUGCCACAGAUCACCCCCACCAUGCUCUGUGGGUCAUCAUUGCGCUGGCCCAUGCAUAUAAAGAUGAUGAGUUUCUCAAUAAGGAGAAGGCAGGGACAACUCGUAGGAAAACUACAUCUGUUGACAACAAAGUUGAAGAGGAGAGGGUGCAGGCUGCCAAAGGCCUGUUGGAAAAACUGCAUGGCUUUGAUAAAAAGCUGGCAGGUAUUGUGACCAACAUGGAGAAAAUCAGUAUUGCUUAUAUUGAACUGGCUAAUUGGUCAGUUGUCAGCCAGAAUAAUAGAAAUCCACAGCCUUUGCCAAAAGAACUAGCAAUUCUCAAAAUUACAGAUUGUGACAAUAUUUCGCUGCCAUCAGUUGAGCUGAAGGUAGACCCAACAGGUACUUACAAGAACAUUAUCUCCCCUGCUCGGUUUGGAACCACUUUUCGGCUCGCUGGAGGAAUUAACCUGCCCAAAAUUAUCACCUGUGUCGGGUCUGAUGGAAGGGAGAGAACUCAGUUAGUCAAGGGGAAAGAUGACUUAAGACAGGACGCAGUCAUGCAGCAGGUGUUCACUCUAGUGAACGAACUGCUUUCAGGAGAUGAAGAAACCCUUAGAAGACAGCUGAAAAUACAGACUUACAAGGUGAUUCCUCUAAGCCAGAAGUGUGGACUGCUGCAGUGGUGCGAAGGGACGAAACCCUUGGGUGAAUACCUGAUUGGCUCUAAUGGUGCCCACUUUAGAUACAGACCCAACGACUUGUCUGCCAAAAACUGUAGGGAUCACUUAGCUGCUAAGGUGAAAGAUACAUCUGAGCAGAAGUUGAAAGCUUACCUGGAAGUCUGUGCCAAGUUUAAACCGGUGUUUCAUCACUUUUUUAUGGAACAUUUUGUGGAGCCCUCUGUUUGGUUUGAGAAGAGGCUGGCAUACACGCGCAGUGUGGCUACAAAUUCUAUUGUUGGAUACAUCCUAGGUCUUGGAGAUCGUCACCUCAUGAAUAUUCUCAUUGAUCUACAGUCAGCUGAAGUUGUUCAUAUUGACCUCGGUAUUGCGUUUGAGCAAGGGCGCAUCCUGCCUACACCAGAAACUGUGCCGUUCCGCCUGACCAGAGACAUAGUUGAUGGAAUGGGAAUCACUGGUGUGGAAGGUGUGUUUCGAAGGUGUUGUGAGAAGACAAUGGAGGUGAUGAAAAAUAAUUCAGAAUCGUUGCUGACCAUUGUCCAGGUGUUAUUGUAUGAUCCUCUUUCACACUGGUCAUUAACACCUCAGCAGGCCUUGGCUAUUCAG